AAGCGCUCCGUCCCUAUCCGAGCUUCGGGAAAGAGUUCACCUUCCUGAAAAGAAGUCCCAGGCUUUCCCAGAGGACUUCAACCAGCCACACUAAAUUCUGCCGCAAGUAGGUUCCUUUCUCUAUUUCAACUUCACGUUGGGAAAAUGACUUUCUCUCCAGCAUCUCAAUCUCCCCUCAAUUUGGGCAAGUGAAGAGACAUCAAUCUGAUUAUCCAGUAGGACGGACAGAGGGCGGCGGCCCGCACUUGCCACUGUAAACUUUGAUUCCACGCGAGUUGCUGUGUGUAUAACUUACUCGCUAAGAAGAGCCACGCUGGGGAGGUGCUCGACAGACCGGCACACACGCAGGUCCCGAGCCCGCGAGUGAACUCCACGCCUCCCUCCUUCCGGCGGGAGAUGAAGUCCUGCAAGCCCGGCAACCCCGCCGCCGCCGCGCGCGCCGCGCCCCCAUGCGCGGGCGGCGCCGAGUGCGCGGGCACGUGCGCCGGGGCCGGGCGGCUGGAGAGCGCGGCGCGCAGGCGCCUGGCGGCCAACGCGCGCGAGCGCCGGCGCAUGCAGGGUCUCAACACCGCCUUCGACCGCUUGCGCAGGGUGGUGCCUCAGUGGGGCCAGGAUAAAAAGCUGUCCAAGUAUGAGACCCUGCAGAUGGCGCUGAGCUACAUCAUGGCACUGACUCGCAUCCUGGCCGAGGCUGAGCGAUUUGGCUCAGAGCGGGACUGGGUCAAUCUCCACUGUGAGCACUUCGGCCGCGACCACUACCUCCCGUUUGCGGGAGCGAAGCUGCCGGGCGAGAGCGAGCCCUACGGCCAGAGGCUCUUCGGCUUCCAGCCCGAGCCCUUCCAGAUGGCCAGUUAGGGCGCGCGACCUCGCGGGGGUGAUGCCCAGUGAUGGAGCUCGGGAGCCGCAACCUUUUCCCCAGUUGCUGCAGGGGCUUUCGGUGGUUUAAGAUGCAUUCUUAGAAUAAAAUUAGCAGACUUCCAGGUUACUUGUAUGCGCAUCGCCAGUUCUAUGGACACAAUGAUUUUAUUGCCUUUCGUUUUCCCUUAUCAGUAUUGUGUAGAUUUCAUUGAUGGAUCUUGUGGAUGGUUUUGAUUGCUGUGAAAAUAAUGCUCCCCUCUCCCUUUUCUGGACUACUUUGAGGGAAAACAAUCUUAAGAAAAAAAUAGAAUUGAAAUAUAUUGCAGUUUUAGUCCUCAGAGAAAUAAUCACAUCCUUAAACUUUGUAAGUUUGUCCUGUUCUGGUGAAGUUACAAUAUCCGCUACUUGUACAUGCUUAAAACAGAGCUACCUUCCUGUGGUAUAAAUGCAUUUAUGCUUAGUGCAUCGUGUGUGCAUGCAUGUAGUCAGACUUUUUUUUGGUAGAGUACAUGGGCGUGAAUGCGCUGUAUUUUUAAAAACUAUACAUUAUUAAAAUAGAGAUUUUAUAAAAUAUAAAUAAAAACAUGGGUUUGUUUUUCAUGCCAGAUGUCCAGCUAGUUCCUGAUGGCACUAACAGCCUAUUUGGGGAUGAUGACAUUGAGUGCUUCCCUGAGCAGAGAUGUGGAAUGUUUAGAUCUAAUCAGACCAAUGGCAAAUGUGUUGCUUUGUAAUGCUUCCUCAAAAAAGACAAGCUGAUGAGAGUACGAGUAAUUAAUUGGAAAAUUUUCUCUGUCAACUUGGAAAUAUAGAUGUAUUUUUCAUGUUUUUAAUGAUUAUUAAUUGAAAUAAUAUUUAACUUUUAAGUAACUAGAUAUAUAGUCUCAAUAUUUUAUUUUCCUUAUUAAGCCAGUUACUAUUAAUUCCUUAGAAGAACUAUAUAUAUAUAGUUCCUAUAUUUGUUCAUAUAUAUAUAUAUAUAUAUAUAUGAACUAACCCUGAGAGAAAUUAAAAAAAAUGUUGCUUUUUGAAAUGAUUUCCUUUUAAUAAGCACAAACUGAGUAAUAAGAGUUUCACUACCAUGAAGGCUGAUCAAGAUGGGAGCAAAAUAAUGCAUGUGGCAUUUGUUUGGAUUACUUUUAUAAAUUUGCUUAAGCAUUGGAUAAAUAAACCAAACCCUUAAUGUAAGGAGUGACUUUGUGGUCAACAGCACUGCAUGCAUUUGGGAAAAUGUCUUGCUAAUAAUUAGAAAAAGUAGGACUCUAAGUUAUCUUCGCAUUUUGAUUUUGUCACAAAUCAACAAAAAACAACGACAUUCCCCCAAACUAAUUUUUUAUAAAUUCCAACACCAAACAUCAGAUACAACCAUCUACUUACAACUUAACUACAGAGAGUCUCCAUGAACAUUUUUAUUUUCUUAGUUAUCCAUAAUUAUCACAGUCCAUUUGGUUUGCAAC
Molecule: messenger RNA, 2312 nt
Organism: Hipposideros armiger (great roundleaf bat)
Lineage: Eukaryota; Metazoa; Chordata; Mammalia; Chiroptera; Hipposideridae
Gene: ATOH7
Product: atonal bHLH transcription factor 7
Exons: 1
Coding region: 397-855 (152 amino acids)
Biological process (GO): positive regulation of transcription by RNA polymerase II; axon development; neural retina development
Cellular component (GO): nucleus
Molecular function (GO): protein dimerization activity; E-box binding; DNA-binding transcription factor activity, RNA polymerase II-specific
Source: RefSeq, a predicted model, not a curated record